Pocillopora meandrina is the source of this 4742-nucleotide messenger RNA. NCBI's taxonomy places the organism in Eukaryota, Metazoa, Cnidaria, Anthozoa, Scleractinia, Pocilloporidae. The record is from the annotation of a GenBank genome assembly.
AUCAUUUUCACUCGUAGGAACUCUCCUUAUUCUUACGAUGAAGCUAUUGUCGUUGAACGUUACAGCAGUGAACACGACUCCUUUGAGCCAGCACUACUUAGUAUGGGUUUCACCAAAACUGAAAACAAAUCACACGUUGUAUUUCUCCCAUGUCCUUUGGGAUCAUUUUCGAAGUCUUUGGGGACAAGAAGCUGGAAGUGCGUUAAUUGUUCUCCUGGUAUGUUAUAGUUUGGACGUUUGUAAGAACCCGAUGUAGCUUAGUUCACAAUAAGAAACGGUGAAGGCGAUUAAUUUCUUGGUACAUGUGUCUAGGAAUGACCAUCUUAUGAACCUUAUCUUGCUUGUAUAUAAACAAUAUUGCCAAAGAAGUCUUUCGGGGGAGGCUUUAAUACUCAAAGUCCGCUGGGGUCGUUUUAUCUUAAGAGUCAGUAACCACACCAAUAUAUUUUGAAUAAAACCUAAAGGGCUACAAAAGUGUAGUGAAGUAAAAGCUGUCUCUACCUUAUGCAGUAAUUACCUGCUGUCUCAAUUUAUGACGCGGGUGCGAGAGAGGAUUUCAGGUUUUAGUUUAUAAAUGAAAAACAGUCUCUGUCCAAAGCAUCAACUAUUUCAAUUUAGGAAAAAUGACUUGCAAAGGAACUUUUUUUCCUCUAUCAAUGAAACUAAAAUUGAUCAAAAAUUUGACUUCGAACCAAAGUAAACGAUGAUUGUUGGUGCUGGGAGAAAAUUCCCGCAGAGGCAGCUUUGCAGAGUAGCUAUAUUAGAAGGUGAACUAUUUGUUUUCGAAAGCUCAACCUUGAAGCUGGUGGAAACUCCUUAUUCCACCAAGUUACAGGUACGUUAACGGUUUAUAUUUUUAUUUUAACAUAAAAUCAAAAUGUACUUGGAACCACUCAUUACCUCAACUGGAACUUUGACAUGUUCCUCUUUCAGGUGGUUUUUACUCCGACAUUCUUGGUUAUGUUGCAGACGGCUGUAAGAAAUGUCCAAAUGGUUCUUACGUGGCAUAUGACAAAAAACCUGGAAAAUCUGUACUGGACUGCAAGACAUGUCCUGACGGUAACAACCGAACAUGUGCUUUUUGACGUCACCAAAGGGUUUUAAGCUAUCAGUGUGUACACACGUAAUCAAAUGCUGUCUAGAAGCCUGGAAAGAAUGAAGAAAAAUGAUGAGAAUUAGAACAGCCGUAUUUAUCUUUGGAAACAAACCCAGCACGUAGGCAAGAAUCGAAUGUCGCGAAACCCUUCCCUGUGUUUGCUUCAUUGUGUAUGGUUGGUUUGAAGAUCUUUUUUUUUUCACUUAAGGGUGCUAUUUGACGCCCCAAGGUUUAUAGGUGAACCAAUCAGUUGAUCUUCCCCUCAAUCAAUAUUUGCACGAACAUCGGGUCUCAAAGCUCGGGAGAGAAUCCUUUCCACCCAGCGCUGAUAAAUAAUACGAAAACGAGGUUCAAGACUUUGAUCCUACUUUUUUUUUCAAUGAUAAUUAAAUAUGACAUCACUAGUCUAGCUGGUGUUUAGAGCUCCAGCUUCAUAUAACUGAAGGUAGGAGUGAGUAAGAUUUGAUUGAUUAAUAAUGCAAUCUUGGAUUUUUACAGGAACGGAAACCGACUUUUUCGCUGGACAUCGUGCUUGUCCCUGCUUGGAAGGCCAUUACAGAACUCAUCUCUUCGACAAGUGUCUUACAUGUGGCCGAAGCGGGCUGCUAUGCCAAGAUGAGUACGCCUCACUAAAACCUGGCUUUUGGUGGCAAUGGCGGAACGAGUCCUAUAAACAUCGCUAUGAAUAUUUCAUGAAAAAUCUCGCCCGGGAACUACCUGCAUUGGAUGAUUUGUCAGUGCAGUAUCCUUAUGCAAUACCAACACCAUACAGAUGUCAGGUAGAAGAGUCUUGCAAAGGUGGUUUGGACUCACCAUGCGGAGAAGGCUAUCAAGGUCCGCUUUGCGCUGUAUGUAAUCCAGGGUACCACAAACAAUUUCACUCUUGCGAAAAAUGUCCUUCACGGGCUUGGAUUGUAGGACAACUCUCUCUCAUUGCUGCUAUUAUAGCGAUAUUUUUGACCCUUAUAGUUUGGAGAAAGAAAAAUAAUCUUUCAAAGGACCGGGGACUCUCUUGUUUUGACAAUUUGUUGUCAAAGCUUAAGAUCUUGAUUGGUUUUUAUCAAGUCACUCAUGGCUUGCUAGAUGUGUUCUCGUUCAUUGAAUGGCCAGAUUCAUUGCAGGUUGUGUCCAAAUAUUCAGGAAUUUUACAGAUGAAUUUGCUUCAGUUAGCACCGGUUCACUGCCUUAAUCACAAAUUACACGUGGAUGCCUUUGGAGAUUUGUUUGUGCUCUUGUCAAUGAAUGCCAUGGUUAUUGUUGGUUCGUGUGUGAUCUAUGGUUUUUGGUAUAUGAUGAUCUCAAGAAAACAGGGACUGGAGGAGAACGAAAGGGCAAGCAAAAUUUCACAAGGGAAAUUUCUUCUUUACAGAAACGCUUUUUUCUUCCUGUACGUGACAUACCUAAGCACCUGUUCGAGGACAGCCAGUGUUAUGCCGUUCGCUUGCCAGAAACUCUGCAAAGAUAAAAGAGAAGAGCUAUGUGACGAGUACCUUAAAGUAGAUUACAGCAUAAAAUGCCAAGGAGCAAAUUACAAUCAUCUUGUGAUCGUAGCUUAUGUUUCAGCUGCAUACAUCAUUGCUUUACCUGCUCUUUCUCUCGUCGCACUUUGGAGGCAUCGGCGAACAAUCAUAACCAAGAAAGACAGUGAUAAUGGCUCUGAUCCAGAAGUUGUUGACGGAUUGCGAUUUCUCUUCGAAAAUUACAAACCUUGUUCUUGGUACUGGGAACUGAUUGAAAUGUCUCGCAAAUUCAUUCUUACGUGCGGCCUCAUUCUCGUGGGUCAAGAAAGCAGAUCCUUCAUUGGAUUGGCCUGGGUUGUUGCCGGUAUGUAUGCAGUGCUUUUCUGCUGGAUCAAACCCAUGCAAGACACUUUUGAGAACAGACUGAUGUCCACUUCUCUUGCCGUUACACUUGUAAAUCUGGGUAUCGGUGCUGUGAGCAGAAUUCCGACUGAGAACAUAUUAAACAUGGCGGACCAUCACAAGGACGCUUUGGCAAUGAAAAUACUGAUUAUUGGAGCGAAUACGUUGGUGAUUGGCCUCCUUGUUGGUAAGAUAAACAUCAAUUUCAUGGAAAGAAACUCAACUGCAACUUUUAUAUGUUGCUUUGUGUUGUCCGAAAUAUUAACCACAGUAGUGUCAUAUCAUUCACAUUAAAGGUAGCCUUAUCGUAUCUCCAAUUUAUUUGAACAGCAACUAACCAUUGAAAUAAAACGCACAAUAAGAGUUUGGUAUUUCUAUAGAGCUCAAUUUAUUUGGUUUAAAAUUGAAACUACGUUACAGGCUUCUAUGGUUUGUAAUUCCACACCUUAUAAGAUUUUUACAGUUAAACAGAGAAAGUUUAAUUCUCUGAUCAAUCAUUUUCUUCCUAGUUCAGUACUUGGCAUACUUACAUCAGGUCUUCAAAGAGUGGCGCAAAAAUCCAAAAUGGUCCUUUUCUUGUUGCCUGGCCUUGCUUCUUCCACUUAAUGACCUACAAGGCGAGAUACGUGGGAUGGUUGGCAAAAACAUUCUUAAAACACAACUUCAGUCAGGGAUCAUUGGGAAGCCCUCCAUUGCGGCCAGUGCAAAAGAUACUGGAGCAUUGAGUUUUUCUCCAAGCCAUGAAGACAGGGAAAGACAAGAAAGAAGUUCAGUAAAAUCCAGAGUGACUAGAUGCAGCAAUACUAAAUGUGACCGUGGGACUCAAACAGAAAUAAUCGCACCGGCAUCUGCCGCUAGCGCUGAACAUGCACAAGUAUCAUGGAAAGCGUGCCGGCAGAUAACCAUGUGAGUACAUGGCUAGUAAUUCCUGUUUUCGUUUGUUUGUUUGUUUUUGCGUUCUGGGUGAUGUUGUUUCAGAGACAAAGUCCACUAAACUGGUCUAGUAAAUCUCUUGAGAAGCGUCCCUGCUAAAGAAAGACAUUUGAAUAAGAUUCUCCGCGACAUGGCUCUACAAAAAAAGGUCAUCCUACCAAAGCUGAUAUGGGUGGUGCAAAGUCGUCUCCCCUACUCUUAGCAUUGACCUACAUGUUAUAAUAAUGACGGUUUGAAGUAAAUAUGCAACGUAUGCAACUUUUUCCAGACUAUAGGCCGACUGACUUCUUUAUUUCGUUCGUGAAAGAGAGGUACAAAAGUGAAUUUUUUUUUUACACUUGUACAUCUUUAGGAUCUGCCAACCUGUAUUCUUGGUUAGUCGUAGACAUACGAUAUGUUGGAGAUCCUUCAUUUGAUUCAUAGGAGAAAAUAUAAUGGACUCUCUAAUUUGUGACAUAGAUUCUAUUGCUAGACAUUUUCAAGGCUUGUCUUUCUUUUGGGAGGCAUUGAGAAUGAGCCCCUACGUACGCUGGCCAGUUACCGUGCAUUUUUCUUCGUUGUUUUUGUCACAUAUGCUACAACCUAAAUGCACUUUAAUUACUUUAUAUGUUUUUGUAAAAGAGACACAAGGAUCCAAUCGCUCUGACAAAUGGCUAACGCUCGAAACGUCAGCCUUUAAACUCUUUACAGUGGCCAAUUUACGUUUUCAACUCAGUUGAUAACACUUACUCACCCUUUGAAAAAUUGCUCCUGUUUUCAGGACUCGGUACUCUGUCCAUCACACACCACUUGCUGAAGCAGAGGAAGCCACUUCAAAAGACGAAAAGACCGACAGGAAUAAUGGAGAAUAA